This is a messenger RNA of Mercurialis annua (annual mercury), 1372 nucleotides long. Its product is annotated as ankyrin repeat-containing protein BDA1-like. Gene Ontology annotation, molecular function: protein binding. The transcript is spliced from 2 exons. The record is from RefSeq and is a predicted model, not a curated record. The coding region runs from base 13 to 900 and encodes 295 amino acids. Lineage: Eukaryota; Viridiplantae; Streptophyta; Magnoliopsida; Malpighiales; Euphorbiaceae.
GCGUCCAUAAAAAUGCAGAUUCGGGACGAUGACAUGAAGAAUCUAUACGAAGCAUCAAUAAAAGGUGAUACAUCUAUUCUAAACAUUUUACUCCAAAAAGAUCCACUCAUUCUCGACAGAAUUUCACUCUCCCCCUUCACUGAAUCUCCUCUCCACAUAUCAUCCUUGCUCGGCCAUGCAGAUUUCACCAAAUCUCUUCUCAACAAGAAACCCAAACUCGCCGCUGAGUUAGACUCUCAAGGACUAUCUCCUCUUCAUAUGGCCUCGGCUGAGGGAAAUUCGGAGAUUGUCAAUGUCUUGUUGAACAUUAACGCUAAUGUUUGUUCGGUUGCUGAUCAGAAUGGAAGAGUUCCUAUUCAUUUAGCGGCGAUGAGAGGACGAACGGAGGUCAUGCAGCAGUUGAUCAGUGCUUGUCCUGAGUCAGCUCGGGCAAAAACGAACGGUGGCGAUACAGUUUUGCAUUUGUGUGUUAAGUAUAGCCAUCUGGAAUCGUUGAAAUUGUUGGUGGCGUUUUUUAGUGAAGAUGGCGAUGGUGAUGGAGAAAUUCUCAACUCUACGGAUAAUGAUGGGAACAGUGUCUUGCAUUUGGCUGUGAUUAUGAAACAAGUUGAGACAAUCAAGUACUUGGUCUCAAUACCUGAAAUAAAAGUGGAAGCUAGUGCAUUAUCUUCAAUCUUCACAGAAUUAUACCCAACAAAUCUCAAAAACUACCCGUCAGGACAAAACUCAGAAAAUGGAGAAGACUGGUUGGAAAAGACAAGAGGAAAUCUUAUGGUUGUAGCAACUGUAAUAGCAGGAAUGGCAUUCCAAGCAGCAAUAAAUCCACCAGGCGGAGUAUGGGAAUCAGAUAACAAAGAAUGCUUCACAUCAGACGGAAUAAUCACAACAUGCAGAGCAUGAACUUCAAUAUUAGCGUAUACAGAUCAAACAAGACACCGUCAAUUUAUCCUGAAUAACACAAUAUCUUUUUCUUCAUCCAUAACGACAAUUGUUUUGCUUAUUAGCGGAAUUCCUCUGAAGAAAAAGGUUUACAUUUGGAUUUUGCUGAUGGGAAUGUGCGUAGGGUUGUUUUUCACGUCUGCUACUUAUUUAGUCACAGUUGCAGCCAUUAAAGCCCCCCGGUGAUGAAGUUGUUGAUCAUCGUAUUCAAACCUACUCAUGGUUUUGGGUUGUGUCGGUUGUUCUUAUUUCUGCAUUUUAUUCAUUUAAGUUCUUUGUUCAUUUCGUCAAGAAAAUAUUUGUUAGUUUAUUCCAUGGAAAAUUCUCUUUCUUUAGGACUGUAAGCAACAAACGCUCAGUGAUGGUCUGAGAAGAUUAGUACGAGCAAUUGAUGUAUUUUUUUCUUAUAUAAUGAAGCAACUAUGAUUCUUGA